AUGCCAGACCCUGCGGAUCCCAGUCAACGGCACAACGGCCAUGUAGCAGUAGUAAGCAACACAAAGUGGGAUUCCAGACCUUGUUGGUCAGGACACAAGGCACGGGUGGAAAAGUACCUUCCUGACAUGCUCGAGUAUUACGAGGACCGGAGUACUGGGAAGAUCGAAGAAACCCCCUUUGAUGGGUGGGAAGAUGAGGUGUGCGAGCUUGGAGCAGCAAGGUUGAAUGCGAUAGCAACUAGCUAUGUCGAACAAGCAUUUUUCAAAAUGGACUACACCCAUGGGUUUACGGGACGAGGAGUGUUGCCGGGAGCGUUGGAGACACCAUGUCUUGUUGGACCGCGGAACGAAACACUCGAAGACGAUGUUGGUCCCUUUGGAGAGUCGAGGGAUGAACAGGUCGACCGGCCCCUUUGGAGAGCGAUAGAUAACGGAAUGAUCGCUCCUUCGAGAGAGUCAGAAGACGACGACGAUAUCGGUCCUUCGGGAGAGCCGAGGGACGACGAAGAAGUUGGUCCCUUUGGAGAAUCCAGAGCUGAAGACAAAGGUCUUCGCCAAGGUCACCGUGGGGAGGAAAAAGAAGAGGAAAAAGAAGAAUGCGGCAGCCCUGAAAACAUGACCGAACUCAUGCAGCUGGCCGCAAAGUCUGUGGGGAUAAUGUCAGGGGUCCCCGCCGAUACAGGAGAUGCCUCAUCCUCUCGUACCGCCACCAUUCUCCCUACAGAGACGCAGGCACCACUUACCUCCCCACAUCCCCCACUUGCAUCAACGAGGUCUACACCAUCAAAAAAGCGAGCAAGGGACUGGGAAGACGACGCAAAAGACGAAGAGUUCCCGUCACAGCAAAAGCGAGUGCGUAUGGAUGGAAUCCUAGGGAUUGUUAGAAAGGAUGCCAAUGCUCCCAAAAGUCCCCAGAACGUCGAAACAGUCAUGACGCCAGAGACACAGCAGUCUAGGAAGCGAGCAAGGAGUGUUGACGAUAACUCCGAGGAUGGUGAGACCAAGCCGACACGAAAGCGCCUACGCCUCUACCAGCAAAUAGAGGAGGUCCGUGAGAGUGAUGAAGAGUACAUCACUGAUGGCCAGACUGAUGUUGCCAACAAUGACGAAUCGACCCUCGUCUAUCAGGACAGCUCGAGAUGCGAGACACAAGAAGUCGCCAAGGUCGAAAAAGAUGCCACAAGAAUGCAAUUCCACAAGCGACCCUCCGUCGAGGAUGAGAGCCCCACCAAUGAAGAGGAGGCAUUGGGCCAGGAGACUCCUUCAGCAGAAACCGCACUCCCUGCCGAGGAAGAGUGGGACACCGCACAUGGUAUCAACUCCAAGUGUGCAAACAUACGCGUUUCCGGGCAAGGCGUGUGGACCGUUAUCGGGAAGUGGAGGAAUCUCUAUCUUCCCACAUCCACAGGCUUACCUGACAGACCCUGGACUGAGGAAGAGAAAGAAGAUCUCCGGGUUUACGUCCAAGACUAUAGAAUCAAAAAUUGGGCACUGUUAUCUCGGUCCACGAAUAGGCCUGAGGAGGAGUUACAGGACAUGUACCGUGAGGUCGCCACCGCCCGAAACAUCCAGGCUGGACGACCUGAACGCGCCGGAAUCCCAGAGAGAGAUUCCCAUUCCGCUCCGCCGCCAGAGCCCCGAAAGCUUCGAUCUCGUAGUCAGAAAGGCAAGAAGACCAAGAAGAACAACCUCGGUGACCUCACGUACGACGUGAAAGCAACAAGCUUCCCGAAGAUUACGAAGGAUGGAGGCAUGGUGGACUCAAAGGGGGAUACUCUUCUCGGAAUCAUGGGUGAUAUCUCCAGCGCUACAAAGCGUCGGCAGCCGAAGCCAAAGCAGGAGGACGCUAGCAGCAGCUUUGGAGGCGCGGAGGAUUCUAAAAACCAUGAAUCCUCCGAGGCGGAAAUGGAGGAUGGUAGCGGAUCGGAGAUCGAAGAAGGGGAGAUUAUCGAGUCCGCAGAGCGAAGUCGUGAACAAGCGCCAUCGCCAUCGCCAUCGCCAACGCCAUCGCCAGAGCCUAUGAGCAAGACGGGUCCCCUGAACGCCAGCGUGGAGGAAGAAGAAGAAGAUCCAAAGGCCAAGCAAGAAGACCCUGAUCAGGGGCAGCAAGUGCCAACCCGGCCAACAUCCGAAGUCGAGACAACCUCGGCCAGAGGUCCUCUGGGUCCCAAAUUCGCCGGAGUUUGCAAACUGUCUGGGUCGUCACGUCGGGGUGUACCGCGGAAUGCGGCAGGGUUGAGGAAGCGGUCGCCAGAGUAG
Molecule: messenger RNA, 2259 nt
Organism: Letharia columbiana
Lineage: Eukaryota; Fungi; Ascomycota; Lecanoromycetes; Lecanorales; Parmeliaceae
Exons: 2
Coding region: 1-2259 (752 amino acids)
Source: RefSeq, a predicted model, not a curated record